This is a messenger RNA of Culex quinquefasciatus (southern house mosquito), 982 nucleotides long. It is a transcript of the gene Unc-76, whose product is annotated as fasciculation and elongation protein zeta-2. Gene Ontology annotation, cellular component: cytoplasm; axon. Lineage: Eukaryota; Metazoa; Arthropoda; Insecta; Diptera; Culicidae. The record is from RefSeq and is a predicted model, not a curated record.
ACAAAUAUUUAACGACUUUUUUUUCUUUUCUGCAGGAUGUGGUGGACAAUUACUGGAAACUUUGGAAAUAUUUUACCAAUUGAUUGGUCAAAAACAUACGCCAGGCAAAUGCAUAUGCCUGCUUUGAAACUAAAUCCAUGUUCAGGGCGCUUAAAUAUUCAUGACAUUCAAGACCUUAGUUCGGAAGACGAAGCUGUCGCUAAUGAUUUAGACAUGCAUACUUUGAUUUUAGGAGGCCUACACCAAGACACUGAUCCCAUUAAAACAGCAGAAGAAGAUAAAGAGAUCGACGACAUCAUCGAAGAAAGCAUAUCUGAUGAAGGAAUUUUGCAAUGUGGAACAAUUGAGAAGGCGAUUGAAAUUUUAGGAUCUCCGUUUUAUGAAGAAAAACUGCGAUCUUUAUCGAUAACUCAAUUGAAUGAACUGUACAUGGAAAUGGAAGUAUUAAUAAGAGAGUUUUCAGAGACUCUUAUUUCGGAAUUGGCAUACCGGGACGAACUAGAAUAUGGAAAGGAAUUGAAGAAUACUUUUAUUUCAUUGCUAUUAGCCGUACAGAACCGUCGUCGACAGUUUCAUGUUGAAAAAAAGAAAGGAAAGGCCCAAAUUAAGCCAUCUGCAUCCACAGGAGAUCCUAAAUACUUGACUACUGUUAUACCUUACAACACCGAUACUGCUCCAGAAAAUCAAACACUUCAAGUGCUUAUCAAAAUUUUGAAAGCCAUAAAUGAGGAUAGCCCAACUGUUCCCACUCUUCUCACGGAUUACAUAUUGAAAGUGUUAUGCCCAACCUAAAUAUUUAAAUUGUAUUGUGAAAGCUAAUCUAAAUUAAAUAACAAAUAAAUCUUGGCUUUGAAGAGUAAUAAAAUGUGGCUAAACACUAGGAUUAUAGAAAGUUCUUAUACCUCUCCGCUCUUUCAAAACAAUUUAUGAAAUGCACUAAUAACUCUUAUGAAAAUAAAUCUGUUUAUGUCCGCGGACCAAA